Molecule: messenger RNA, 5334 nt
Organism: Seriola aureovittata
Lineage: Eukaryota; Metazoa; Chordata; Actinopteri; Carangiformes; Carangidae
Gene: gne
Product: glucosamine (UDP-N-acetyl)-2-epimerase/N-acetylmannosamine kinase
Exons: 15
Coding region: 177-2648 (823 amino acids)
Biological process (GO): UDP-N-acetylglucosamine metabolic process
Molecular function (GO): hydrolase activity, hydrolyzing O-glycosyl compounds; N-acylmannosamine kinase activity; UDP-N-acetylglucosamine 2-epimerase activity
Source: RefSeq, a predicted model, not a curated record
UAUAUAUAUACACAUAUGUAAAAUAUGUUAUAGUAUAGCUACUGCUCAGACUGCUACAGCUACUGCUGCAUAUCUGGCAGGAUGUCACAUGUUCUUUCUUUCGUCUACUCGGCGACAGUAUGCUUUAAGCCUAAACAGCCCAACCUCGAUCUCGCGCAGCUCCUCCCCCCAGCUGUAUGUCUGUGUCACCCUACCGCUAUCUCUUCUUUUCUUCCUUCCUCUUGCCGCUUGAUGGAUCAUGCAUGCCCUCUCUUUGUUGUGGCUGGGCUAAAGAGAAAAAUUUGAAGGAAAAAAAAAAAAAAAAAAAAAAAAAGGAGGAUUGGAAAAAGAUCAGAGGCUAUCCACAGAGGCGUGGGAUGGAAAAGCAUACGGGUUCUUUGUGUACAAACCCUCAUCAUCUGAAUAUUUGGAAGGCCCAAGAGCUUUACUAUCUAAGAAUGCAAAGGGGCAGAGAAAGGAUGGAGAGAGAAAAGGUGUCAGAGCUGAAUCAGUGUAAGAGGAGGUUGAGAGUGUGCGUGGCGACAUGCAACAGAGCGGACUACUCCAAGCUGGCCCCCAUCAUGUUUGGGAUCAAAUCCCAUCCUGACGAGUUUGAACUGGAAGUCGUGGUGCUUGGUUCACAUCUUAUUGAUGACUACGGGAACACUUUUCGGAUGAUCGAGCAGGAUGACUUUGACAUCGGCUCCAAGCUGCACACCAUUGUGCGAGGAGAGGAUGAGGCGGCCAUGGUGGAGAGCGUUGGGCUGGCCCUGGUGAAACUCCCUGAUGUCCUGCAGAGGCUGCACCCUGACAUCCUGGUCGUCCAUGGUGACCGCUUUGAUGCACUCGCCCUGGCUACGGCUGCAGCGCUGAUGAACAUAAGAAUACUUCACUUGGAGGGGGGAGAGGUGAGUGGUACAAUUGAUGACUCGAUUCGCCACGCCAUCAGUAAACUGGCCCAUUACCACGCCUGCUGCACACGCAGGGCAGAGCAGUACCUCAUCGCCAUGUGCGAGGACCAUUCCCGCAUCUUGCUGGCUGGGUGCCCUUCAUAUGAUAAGCUGCUGUCAACUCACCACAGAGAAGACUAUAAGGAUAUUAUUAAGGCCUGGCUGGGUGACAAGGUGCAGGAGCAAGACUAUAUUGUGGCUUUGCAGCACCCUGUCACCACAGACAUCCAGCACUCCAUUAAGAUCUAUGGGCUGAUGCUGGAUGCCCUACUCUCCUUUAACAAGACGACCCUCAUUCUCUUCCCUAACAUUGAUGCCGGUAGUAAGGAGAUGGUGCGCGUAAUGCGGAAAAAGGGCAUCGAGCAGCACCCCAAUUUCCGAGCAGUGAAGCACAUUCCCUUUGAGCAGUUCAUCCAGCUGGUCUGCCACGCCGGCUGCAUGAUCGGAAACAGCAGCUGUGGAGUGCGAGAGGCAGGGGCCUUCGGCACGCCCGUCAUUAACCUGGGAACAAGGCAAACUGGCAGAGAGACAGGCGAAAAUGUUCUACAUGUGAGAGAUGCUGAUACUCACAAUAAGAUCUACCACGCUCUGGAGUUGCAGUUUGGAAAGAGAUACCCCUGCUCUAAGAUUUAUGGUGAUGGCAACGCAGUGCCUCGUAUUCUCAAGUUUCUGCGUACCAUUGACCUGGAUGAGCCCCUCCAGAAGACCUUCUGUUUCCCCACGGUGAAAGACUCCAUCUCUCAGGACAUUGAUCACAUCCUGGAGACACAGAGCGCUAUGUCCAUCGACCUGGGAGGAACCAACCUCAGAGUGGCUAUCGUCUGCAUGAAGGGUAAGAUAGUAAAGAAGUACACUCAGCCCAAUCCAAAGACCUUCGAGGCCAGGAUGCAGCUCAUAUUAAAGAUGUGUAGCGAUGCCAUGCGGGACGCUGUCUCCUUCAACUGCAGAAUACUCGGUGUCGGAGUGUCCACGGGCGGGCGUGUAAACCCACAAGAAGGUGUGGUCCUACACUCGACAAAGCUGAUCAAGGAAUGGUCCUCAGUGGACCUGAGAACACCCAUCUCCGACGCCCUGCACCUACCCGUCUGGGUCGACAACGACGGCAACUGCGCUGCGUUGGCCGAGAAGAAGUUCGGUCAUGGCAAAGGAGUGGAAAACUUUGUGACGGUCAUUACAGGAACAGGUAUUGGAGGAGGGAUUAUCCAUCACAGUGAGCUGGUCCAUGGCAGUACCUUCUGUGCUGCAGAGCUGGGUCACAUCAUGGUUUCAUUAGAGGGCCCAGAGUGUUCAUGUGGCAGCCGCGGAUGCAUAGAGGCCUAUGCGUCCGGCAUGGCCCUGCAGAGAGAGGCCAAAAGGCUGCAUGACGAGGACCUGCUGAAGGUGGAGGGGAUGGAUAUGAAGCUUUCAGAGCCAAUCACAGCUGCCCACCUCAUCAAUGCAGCCAGACUGGGGAACUCCAAAGCUGAUGCCAUUCUGAACAAGGCUUCCACAGCUCUCGGUGUGGGCAUCAUCAACAUCCUCCACAUAGUGAACCCCUCACUGGUGAUUCUGUCUGGAGUCUUGGCCUCUUACUACCAAACGCCAGUGCAGCACAUCAUCAAAGAGAGAGCGCUCUUCUCUGCCCAGAGCAUCAAAGUUGUCACAUCAGACUUGGAGGAACCUGCAUUACUUGGAGCUGCUAGCAUGGUGUUAGACUAUACAACUAGAAGGACAUAUUAAAGGAUAUAGCCCUGAUUUACCAUGGACCCUACCAACAACAUGACUGCAAAACUGAAGUGCCCAGAUAGAUACAUCAGCAUAUCUAAGGCAUACAUUUCUAAGACUAAAAGACAAUGUGUUAAAACCAUCAUUUCAAUGUUUAAGAUGAGAUGAGGCAAAUAUAAAAUAUAUAUACACAUACAUACACACACACACACACAGUGGGGAGAACAAGUAUUUGAUACACUGCCGAUUUUGCAGGUUUUCCCACUUUCAAAGCAUGUAGAAGUCUAAUUUUUAAUCAUAGGUACACUUCAACUGUGAGUGAUGGAAUCUAAAACAAAAAUCCAGAAAGUCACAUUGUAUGAUUAAGUAAUUAAUUUGCAUUUUAUUGCAUGACAUAAGUAUUUGAUACAUCAGAAAAACAGAACUUAAUAUUUGGUACAGAAGCCUUUGUUUGCAAUUACAGAGAUCAGAUGUUUCCUGUAGUUCUUGACCAGGUUUGCACACACUGCAGCAGGGAUUUUGGCCCACUCCUCCAUACAGAUCUUCUCCAGAUCCUUCAGGUUUCGGGGCUGUCGCUGGGCAAUACGGACUUUCAGCUCCCUCCAAAGAUUUUCUUUUAGGUUCAGGUCUGGAGACUGGCUAGGUCACUCCAGGACCUUGAGAUGCUUCUUACGAAGCCACUCCUUAGUUGCCCUGGCUGUGUGUUUCGGGUCGUUGUCAUGCUGGAAGACCCAGCCAUGACCCUUCUUCAAUGCUCUUAGUGAGUGAAGGAGGUUGUUGGCCAAGAUCUCACGAUACAUGGCCCCAUCCAUCCUGUCGUUGUCCUGUCCCCUUUGCAGAAAAGCAUCCCCAAAGAAUGAUGUUUCCACCUCCAUGCUUCACGGUUGGGAUGGUGUUCUUGGGGUUGUACUCAUCCUUCUUCUUCCUCCAAACACGGCGAGUGGAGUUUAGACCAAAAAGCUCUAUUUUUGUCUCAUCAGACCACAUGACCUUCUCCCAUUCCUCCUCUGGAUCAUCCAGAUGGUCAUUGGCAAACUUCAGACGGGCCUGGACAUGCGCUGGCUUGAGCAGGGGGACCUUGUGUGCGCUGCAGGAUUUUAAUCCAUGACGGUGUAGUGUGUUACUAAUGGUUUUCUUUGAGACUGUGGUCCCAGCUCUCUUCAGGUCAUUGACCAGGUCCUGCCGUGUAGUUCUGGGCUGAUCCCUGACCUUCCUCAUGAUCAUUGAUGCCCCACGAGUGAGAUCUUGCAUGGAGCCCCAGACCGAGGGAGAUUGACCGUCAUCUUGAACUUUCCAUUUCUAUUUUCUAAAAUUUGCGCCAACAGUUGUUGCUUUCUCACCAAGCUGCUUGCCUAUGGUCCUGUAGCCCAUCCCAGCCUUGUGCAGGUCUACAAUUUGAUCCCUGAUGUCCUUACACAGCUCUCUGGUCUUGGCCAUUGUGGAGAGAUUGGAGUCUGUUUGAUUGAGUGUGUGGACAGGUGUCUUUUAUACAGGUAACGAGUUCCAACAGGUGCGGUUAAUACAGGUAAUGAGUGGAGAACAGGAGGGCUUCUUAAAGAAGAACUAAGAGGUCUGUGAGAGCCAGAAUUCUUAGUGGUUGGUAGGUGAUCAAAUACUUAUGUCAUGCAAUAAAAUGCAAAUUAAUUAUUUAAAAAUCAUACAAUGUGAUUUUCUGGAUUUUUGUUUUAGAUUCCGUCUCUCACAGUUGAAGAGUACCUAUGAUAAAAAUUACAGACCUUUACAUGCUUUGUAAGUGGGAAAACCUGCAAAAUCGGCAGUGUAUCAAAUACUUGUUCUCCCCACUGUAUAUAUAAAUAUUUUUUUUAUUUCCUGGUUGUUGAUAACCUUGAUGAACACAGUUUUACUUGUGUGAUACUUCCAUGUAUGAAGUGGUUCCAUUGCACAGACCAGAAAUCCCACCUGUCUUUCAAACCCACGUAGGCAAGGUUUAAUGAAGCCCUGGAGCUUUUUUUGAACAAAGCAUAUACUUUAGAGUAAACUACAAAGCCUUCUUCAAGGUAAAUUGUCUCACACAGGACAGGACUGGCCUACUUCACUUGUUACAUGAUGUGGUUUUUAAUGGAAAGGUCUUUUAAGAAAUAGAAAGCUUGUUUCAGACGUGACCAAAAAUAUUGCUGAGACAAUGCUCCUGUAGCUUCAUCUCUGUUCUCUCUAAACGCUUGUUUUCUCACUUUUCUUUAAAUCUUGUAUGAAGUAUGGAUUUCCAUCCCUUUUUCAGAUAAGGGUGACUUAUGUUACAUUUCCAUGUUUUGUUAUUAAUUAAAUUAUUUAAGGUGUUGUUGGUAAAUUACAAAAGUGCUUUAACAAGGGUAGUAUAGUUGGUGCUCUUGGAGGUUUUAGAGGUAUUAAAUCAUUAUUAUAAAAUGAGUAUAAUGCUAUACUGGCUCAUUAAUAAAAUAUGAAGGCAGCAACUUGUUUAGCCUUAUUGCUGCUACACUAUAUUUGGGGCCUUAGGAUGAAUCUUGACUGAAUCAGUUUAAGCAAUUUCUCUUUCUUUCAUGCCUUUCGGAGAUAUAUUUCAUCUCUGUUGUUUCAUAUGUACUGUUAUAAACUUUUGAAGUAUUGUAGUUUUAAUUGUACACAGACAACAUGCAGCUAUAAACAUGAAAUAUCUUUUAAUUUACACCCUUGAAAUGUGUAAAAUGUGUGUUUAUUGAUAAAUAAACCCAAAUAAGAGUCA